UGUGAUAACAAACUACGUUUUACUUAAAAUUAGUUUAGAUAAUUCGUAGUGAUAUUGGAAAUUAAAUGUUAUUACAAUGAAGGUUAUUCAUGAUCGAUAAAUAUAAUUGUAUCGAUAAGUUGCUUGUUGCAUAAGAUUUGUGUAUUUAUAAAGAAAUGUUUGCAAUGACAAUAAACAUUCUUUAAAAAUAAAAGGACUGUUAAAUUUUUCAAACGUAAUAAAUUAACGAGAAAAAUGAUUUUUUCUAUAUUUAAUUUUGUCUUGAUAUCACGAUCUGUGUUAUUAAUAUCUGCUGGUAAUUAUAGUUAUAGGAAUGCCGAUGACUGGAAAAAUGAAUUUCCCGAAUGUGGUGGUUCGGAGCAAUCACCUCUUGAUGUUGGGGAAAAUUAUGAUAUUGAGGACAAACUUAGUAAUUCAAUCAACGAAAUAUAUUUCGAAAAUUAUGACACUUUACCUGAAAGAAUGAUUUUGAAAAACGAUGGCCAUACACUGAAAGUAAUUUACGAAUGGGCUGGUGGUGAAGAGAAGAUACCUAAAGUUCAUGGUAAUGCACUCGAUAGUUAUUUUAUUUUGCAUUCCAUACAAUUUCGUUGGGGUUCCAAUCUCAAAUCUGGAAGCGAACAUCAUCUUAGAGACAAGAGUUUUCCAAUGGAAGUCCAACUCGUUCAUAUCGACUUUGAAUUUGAUAGCAUUGAGGACGCCCUGGAAUAUGAAAGAGGAAUAAUGAUCCAUUCUUCAUUUUUUAAAAUAGGUUCGGAGGAACACGAAUUCCUGACAAAAAUCACCGAAAAAAUUCCUGAAGUUAUAGAGCCAGGAACCGAGACUGAAAUUGAACCAUUUUCAGUAAGAAUUCUUUAUCAAUCAUCUGAUGCUAAGAAUUUUUUAAUUUACCACGGAUCAUUGACACAUCCGCCAUGUACCGAAUCUGUCAUAUGGAUGAUAUCUGACAAAAUAUUUCCCGCUACUGAGGAACAACUACACCUGUUCCAUACAUUAAAACUUUUGAAUGACGACGAUCACAAUAAUCGACCGCUUCAACAACGUAAUAAUCGCAGAACUCGACUCACUGUUCAAGGUUCCGAUUAAUGGAACAAUAAAUAGUACACGGAAAAUAUUAAACAGCAAAAAUGACCAUCUAUCAAUUAUUGGAGAGUUUUUUUUUUUUUAACAUGAUAGGAAUGAAUAUUAUUUCUUAGUAAAUAAAUGACCCGAAAUAAAGUAUCUAACAGCAGCAUAAUAAAAUUUACAAUUCCCGUACUUAAAAAU
Messenger RNA from Cotesia glomerata, 1266 nucleotides. Its product is annotated as carbonic anhydrase-related protein-like. Gene Ontology annotation, molecular function: zinc ion binding; carbonate dehydratase activity. The record is from RefSeq and is a predicted model, not a curated record. The transcript is spliced from 6 exons. Lineage: Eukaryota; Metazoa; Arthropoda; Insecta; Hymenoptera; Braconidae. Bases 235 to 1086 code for a protein of 283 amino acids.